Artibeus jamaicensis (Jamaican fruit-eating bat) is the source of this 5197-nucleotide messenger RNA. It is a transcript of the gene PXN, whose product is annotated as paxillin. Gene Ontology annotation, biological process: substrate adhesion-dependent cell spreading; negative regulation of B cell receptor signaling pathway; endothelial cell migration. Lineage: Eukaryota; Metazoa; Chordata; Mammalia; Chiroptera; Phyllostomidae. The record is from RefSeq and is a predicted model, not a curated record. Bases 146 to 3400 code for a protein of 1084 amino acids. The transcript has 15 exons.
GCGGCGGGCGCGGGCGCGCGCGGCGGCAGCGCGUUCCGUUCCGGGCCGGAGCUCGCGGCGGAAAAGUUGCAGGGCGGAAAGGAACGUCCCCGGGACGGGCAGCGAGCGCGAGGUCGAGUCGGUUCCCGGCUCCCACAGCCCCGCCAUGGACGACCUCGACGCCCUGCUGGAGGACUUGGAGUCCACCACCUCCCACAUCUCUAAGAGGCCUGUGUUCUUGUCUGAGGAGACCCCCUACUCCUACCCAACUGGAAACCACACGUACCAGGAGAUUGCUGUGCCGCCUCCUGUCCCUCCACCGCCAUCCAGCGAGGCCCUCAAUGGUGCGCUCCUGGACCCGUUAGACCAGUGGCAGCCAAGUGCCUCCCGAUUCGUCCACCAGCAGCCUCAGUCCCCGCCGCCCGCGUCCGGCUCCAGUGCCAAAACGUCCAGCGCCUCCGUUCCCCAGGACAGCGUCGGCCCUCCGCGUCCCCGAGUUGGUGAGGAAGAGCACGUCUACAGCUUCCCCAACAAGCAGAAGUCGGCUGAGCCUUCACCUACCAUGAUGAGCUCCUCCCUGGGCAGCAACCUUUCCGAGCUUGACCGCCUGCUGCUGGAGCUGAACGCUGUGCAGCACAACCCCUCGGGCUUCCCCACAGAUGAGGCCAACUCAAGCCCCCCGCUGCCCAGGGCUCUCAGCCCUCACUACGGCCUCCCGGAGAGUAACAGCCUGCUGGGCGUCCAGGCCGGGUCCCUGGUGAAAGAGAAGCCCAAGCGGCACGGGGGCCGCGGCCUGGAGGACGUGCGGCCCAGCGUGGAAAGCCUUCUGGACGAGUUGGAGAGCUCGGUGCCCAGCCCCGUCCCCGCCGUCACCGUGAACCAGGGCGAGGUGAGCAGCCCGCAGCGGGUCACCCCCAGCCAACAGCAGACGCGCAUCUCGGCCUCCUCUGCCACCAGGGAGCUGGACGAGCUGAUGGCCUCCCUGUCGGAUUUUAAGACCAGCUCUUCGGCUGUGGCCUUGAACUCCCUGGGGCUGCUGCCCGGCUCAGCUCCGUCCUCACACCACAUACUUUCUUCCCCUUCUCCUCCUCCUCCCGGACCAUCCGUUCCUAAACCCUCCCCUCGAGGCCACGGUCACACCCCAAAGGUCCCCAGCGUUGAGGAUAAUGAUCAUGGAAAGGGCCUUUUAGCUCCUGUGGCCCCCAGUUGGCUUGAUCUGGCUGGUCUUGGGGUGACAGCUGGCUGUGGGUUGACAGCUGACACUCCCAACUCAAGGUCUUCCUCUGCAGAGGGUUCUCUGGGGCCAUCUGACACAGAGAGCCAGGUUCAAGUUUGCAGGGACAUACUAAACCUCACCAGUGAGCUCUCCAGGGCCCCCCCAGGUAACAUUCGCUGCACUGGUCCCCAGCAGCCUGGAGACCUCCAAGGGCUGUCGGCCAACCCUGCGAACCCAGAGGAGGCCUUGGCUGCCACACAGGAGCAGCCGUGGGUUUUGGGGGCACCAAGGCCCGAGACUCCCCGUGGAGCUGUGCCCAGCUUCCAGGAAGUAGCCGAGCCCGCUCUUGUGGCUGUGGACCGUCAGGCCGUCUUCCCAGAUACCUGGAGUCUCGCGAAGGGAGGUGGACAGCUGAGGGAGAGGGCCAGGGCGAGGCCAGAGCCAGCGGGGCCGGGGAGCAGGUGCCCUGCCCCAGUCGAUGUGGAGCAGUUAGGUGGAGAGACGCCCACAAGGGGAAGCCUGGCCAGGCCAGACCAGGGGCCCGAGACACACCGGAGGCCAGAGGGCACCACCGAAGCUGCUGCUGAGGCCACGAGGGAGCAGCCGGAGCUUCCACGUGCUGUGGUCGUGGACACGCCCAAGACCACCGAGAGGAUUUCCACCUCCGGCCAGAUCCGCUCCGUGAUCAGGAGGAGCCGGGAGACGGGCCACGCGCACCCCAUGUCCCGGGAGCCCUCCCCUCGCCGCCGGCUGGACCCCGCCACCCUGAGCAGGACCCCUUCCCAGGAGCGGCUCAUUGCAGAGCUGCAGGGUCGGCUGGGCCUCCAGCCCGAGGCAGAGGAGGCUUCGGGGGCUGCGGAGGCCUCCACUGAGGACUGGAUGACAGAGGGCGUCGUCAUCACUGUGCAGCCUCGAGGGCGGCGGGCUGAGGGGCAGCUGGUAGAGAAGGUGGUUUUUCCUCCCGGCUCUCCCAUUCCCCUGAGAAGAACCUUCCCUGUUCUGCCCUCUCCUCCCCCUCCUGUCCCUUUGCUCCAGCAUCGCAGCGAUGCCGUGGCCAGCUGCUCCUCCCCCCAGCCCAGCCUGCCUGCCCCGUCCACCCUGGGGCCCUCAUCUCUGCCCUGUUGGUCUCCUGGGGUCCAGAAUGCUGGGGCAGGGCCGCAGGAAGAAGUGCGGGGGCCCAUCUCUCCCCUUCCUGCGCCCCACACUGUGAGGUCCGUGGGCUGCCAGACGGACGAGGACCCGCUCUUCCCCCCGAUGCAGGCCCAGGGUCUGGAGCACAGAGCAGACGGAGAGCUGUGCUGGGCCGCCGGGCGGCCUCCAAGUGGCAGGCAGAGCAGCCCCGAAGGGCGGCACGAGGGAGGGUUCAUGGCCCAGGGGAAGACGGGGAGCAGCUCUCCCCCCGGCGGACCCCCAAAGCCCGGGAGCCAGCUAGACAGCAUGCUGGGGAGCCUGCAGUCCGACCUGAACAAACUGGGGGUCGCCACGGUCGCCAAAGGGGUCUGCGGGGCCUGCAAGAAGCCCAUCGCGGGGCAGGUCGUGACGGCCAUGGGGAAGACGUGGCACCCCGAGCACUUCGUCUGCACCCACUGCCAGGAGGAGAUCGGGUCCCGGAACUUCUUCGAGCGGGACGGGCAGCCCUACUGUGAGAAGGACUACCACACCCUCUUCUCCCCACGCUGCUACUACUGCAACGGCCCCAUCCUGGAUAAAGUGGUGACAGCCCUGGACCGGACGUGGCACCCCGAGCACUUCUUCUGCGCCCAGUGUGGCGCCUUCUUUGGGCCCGAAGGGUUCCACGAGAAGGACGGCAAGGCCUACUGCCGGAAGGAUUACUUCGACAUGUUCGCACCCAAGUGUGGCGGCUGCGCCCGGGCCAUCCUGGAGAACUACAUCUCGGCCCUCAACACCCUCUGGCAUCCCGAGUGCUUCGUGUGCCGGGAAUGCUUCACGCCCUUCGUCAACGGCAGCUUCUUCGAGCACGACGGGCAGCCCUACUGCGAGGUGCACUACCACGAGCGGCGAGGCUCGCUGUGCUCCGGCUGCCAGAAGCCCAUCACGGGCCGCUGCAUCACCGCCAUGGCCAAGAAGUUCCACCCGGAGCACUUCGUCUGUGCCUUCUGCCUCAAGCAGCUCAACAAGGGCACCUUCAAGGAGCAGAACGACAAGCCUUACUGUCAGAACUGCUUCCUCAAGCUCUUCUGCUAGGUGCCCUCAUCCCUUCAUCAGCCCUGCCCCCUGGCCCAGCCCCCCCAACUGCACUGUGAUCCAGAGGCCUCACCCAGGCGUGAAGGGCCAAGCCCUACUGAAACUGGAACCCGUGUCCUCGGCUGUGCAGGGUGGCAGGGGGGCCUCAAAGGGUCCCACCUGUUUUCUUUCCCUCUGCCGGAGCCUCUGGGCCUCUCACUCCUGCAGCUGCCCCCCAGGCUGCCAGCUCCUCCUCCGGGAGAUGGGGUUUGCAGGGCCCACCCCCGCAGGCCCGCCUGGCCAGGCCGGCACCCCACACUUGGAGCCACCUCUUACUCCUGUUUCGGCAGCGGAGCCAGGGGUAGGGCAGGCAGGGUCAGAUGGGGUCUCUUUUUAUCUUUGUUUUCCUCUGACCAAAUCAUUCUUGUUCUGAGAGUAUCAGGGGACACCGCUCCCUCCAGACCAUGCCAGCAUAAAUCCGUCCAUCCAAGGGUCGAAGUGCCCAGGGGCCACGGAAGGUUCCUUGUGCUCCUCCUGCAGGUCCAGUCUCCCCAGGCCUGGGCGACCGCCCCCCGCCCUCCGUAACUGCUCUGAUUCUACUGAGACAGGCUUCUCCAGCAAUAAUGUUUUCUAGUCACUUCCUCCGUCUCUGGGGACGGCAUAGGCGGGGCCUUUCACCUCGUGCCUGGACACUGUACCGACUUUGAUAGGUUUCUACACUGAGGUUUGAAUUCAUAUCGCCUGAGUUGCUUCUACUUCUCUAGCCAAAUGAUUUUGAAGAGAUUUUAAAGACAUCCCCCUUUUGUAAUCCCCUCCUCGUCCGUCGCCGCCGGUCCCGUAGGCGACAGUGGCUGUGGGCCAGGGUUUGCCUCAUGCUGAGGGCUUGGGGCGGGGAAGCCAUUUGUAUUUUAUUUUUUCUCAGCAUAAGCAGGUGAAGUGGGAGCAGCCCCGAGGCUCCCCUUCCUUCACCUCAUGGCUCACCAGGACUGUUUUAUAAACUGCUGUAUUUUGAAACCCCUUCCUUACUACCCAGGCCAGCGAGGUCUUAACCGAAACUGGCCUAAGGGUGCCUUGCCCUUCUGAGCCUAGGACUGUUGAACCUCAUCCAUCAAGUUCCUGAGGGAGGAGAAGGGGAAGGUGUACUUUGGGGGUGCUAAGCCAUUAGGAGCGUCUGUUCCCCCGUGACCUAAAGAACCCAUGGAACAUUCUUGGCUUCCUCACCGCUUCUGUGCGGCUCCGUCCUCCUCGGGAAGGCUGGUGUCUCACUUUGACCAUUGGUCUUGUUGAUUCCACUGGGCGUCACUUCCCCAAGUUUCCUGCCCUCCUUGGAAGCUGGAGGUCUGGGGCACAGGGCCCAGGUUGCCGCAAGGGAGCGAGAUAGGAUUCCGGGCAGAGGGCCAGGAUCCCGCUGAAGCCGUGGGAAGCCCCUGGAGCUUUGUCCGCCAAGGAUGAAGCAGGAGCCGGCAGGCCUGGGGUUUCCUGGUCAGCAGAGAGGGGCCCUGUGGGGUCUAAGGUGAGGAUGACCCAGACACUCUGCUAGCCUCACAGCAGAGGCCAAGUGUGCUGGGCUCUCUGGGGAGGUCAGCCAGGCCCCUCCAAAGGUCUGACGUCUCCACUUCUACCCAUAGGCCUUACUGCUCAGUUUACAAGGACCCACCCAGACCCUUCCCCCAGGGGAACGGGGUUCUGCGGUCCACCCUCUGGGUCAGUGGUUCUUUGAUGAUGUGAUUUUAAUUUUUCUCUCUGUAAACUUUUAACCUGGCUCUUCCCCAUUUCAAUUCCUGUGAUUUAUGCCAAUAAAGUUUGCCAUUAUUUUGA